This is a messenger RNA of Aspergillus wentii DTO 134E9, 771 nucleotides long. Its product is annotated as PQ-loop repeat-containing protein. Bases 1 to 771 code for a protein of 256 amino acids. Lineage: Eukaryota; Fungi; Ascomycota; Eurotiomycetes; Eurotiales; Aspergillaceae. The transcript has 5 exons. The record is from RefSeq and is a predicted model, not a curated record.
AUGGACGUCCCAAUCGCAGCAAAUGUCCUCGGGACUAUAGGCGCUGUCUGUUGGUCUGUCCAGCUUAUACCCCAGAUCAUCGUCAAUUAUCGAAGACAUAACACGGAAGGCUUGCAGCCAUCGAUGAUGCUGUUGUGGGCUACUGCUGGCGUGCCUCUGGGAGUAUAUAAUAUUGUGGAGGAGUUUAAUGUGGCACUUCGAAUACAGCCUCAAAUACUCACUUUUCUGAGUCUUGUGACGUGGGCGCAGUGCUUUUACUAUGGGAAGAAACGGUCGUUGAUGGCAUGCAUCACUGCUGUUGUUCCGCUUCUUAUCACCCUCGGUGGGAUUGAAGUUGGUCUGAUAUAUGCAUUACAAGCCGCAAAGGAUCGUGAUAUUCAAUGGCCCAUUAUCCUCAUGGCUGUUCUCAGUGCCUGUCUACUGGCCGCGGGCGUUCUUCGACAUUACUGGGAUAUCUAUGUCCACCACACGGUGAGAGGAAUCAGCUUUAUAUUCAUCGCCAUUGAUGCUGCUGGGGAUUUAUUCUCUCUAGUUUCCGUCUUGUUCGAACCAAGCAUCGAUAUUCUCGGAAUGGUUAUCUAUGGAACUGAACUCGUACUCUGGAUCGGCAUCAUGGUCUGUGGAGGAGUGUUCAAUUUCCUGCCUUGGAUUACGGAGAAGCUGAAAAAGGAUGAAAGAGAGGAGCCAGUGUCGCUGCACGAGAUGCCAUCUUCUACUUCGGUCUUUCGGACUGCUUCUCAGUCGGUGGUUCGACGAGUGCCUCAUCAGUAG